AUGAAACUUGCUGAGAGGUCUACGGAGACGACAAACACGUUGCAAGAGGCUUCAGUCAUUCAAUUGGCAUUAACAGGAAUGCUCUUUGGUCUCAUUCACGUAUUGACGGGGCCUGACCACCUCAGCGCAUUGGCGACAUUGUCCGCAGGGUCUUCCUGGCGAUCCUUUGCGCUUGGAAUUCGCUGGGGAUGUGGUCACAGCAUUGGUCUUGUAUUAAUGGCCAUUAUAUUUAUUGCGUUGGACGGGAAAUUGGAUUUUACAGUGCUUAAUAUUGUCACGGACGUACUUGUCGGCGUCUUUAUGAUCGCAUUGGGUAUUUAUGGAGUGCAUGAAGGUGUGAAGAAAUCAAGACAGAGCAGAAGACGAGGAGCUUCACGAAAAAAAAGAAUGAACGAUAGUGAUAAGAUGAAGAAUGGUGAGGUUGAGGAAGAGAGCGAACUAAGGAUGAAGGAAGAGAAUGAUAUAGCGUCGGAAGGAACCGAGACGGAAACGGAGACAGAAAUGGAGACUGAUUGCAUUGUGAUACCUAGUCACACGUCGCUAGAGGAAAGAGCGAUUGUAUUGAGUGACCAACUCUCAGUAACUAUUAGCAAUGAGGAAGAGGUAGCGUCUGCUGCAAGACGGAAAAAGCUCGACGAGUUGAAGGGUGUAAAGAAGAGUGACGACGAUGCUGAGAAUGACGCAGAUGUUGCUGAUGUGGAGGUAUCACAAAGACAACAUUUCGAUAGUGAAGACACGUUCCCCGAAGGAACAAGUCCAUGUGAGAGUGUGGUUGCGCUAGAGGAGCUACUGUCAAAUCGCAGCCAAUCUAGCGAUGAAACGGAUAUCGAAAUGGACGGAGCUAAACGAGGUACAGGACCCCUGUGCUGCGGCUUCAAGUUGCCGACGAUAGAUUUGCAGAGCGCGCAGACGCAGAAGUGCACUGCGUUGAUAGUAGGUAUCGUUCAUGGAAUCGCGGGUCCAGGCGGCAUCCUCGGUGUAUUGCCUGCGGUGGGGCUGCACGACACGGUUAAGUCGUUCACAUACCUGGGUUCUUUUUGUUUAACAUCCAUUAUCACGAUGGGCGCAUUUGCUGCUGGGUACGGCGAAGCUACAGGUCGUCUUGGUAUACUUUGGUUAGUGCUAGCUGCUAUCGGCAAACUUCAGGAAGUUUUUGGCUGA
Molecule: messenger RNA, 1161 nt
Organism: Peronospora belbahrii
Lineage: Eukaryota; Oomycota; Peronosporomycetes; Peronosporales; Peronosporaceae
Source: the annotation of a GenBank genome assembly